This is a messenger RNA of Colletotrichum graminicola M1.001, 966 nucleotides long. RefSeq lists its product as uncharacterized. Gene Ontology annotation, molecular function: RNA polymerase II cis-regulatory region sequence-specific DNA binding; DNA-binding transcription factor activity, RNA polymerase II-specific. The transcript has a single exon. Gene Ontology annotation, biological process: regulation of transcription by RNA polymerase II. Bases 1 to 966 code for a protein of 321 amino acids. The record is from RefSeq and is a predicted model, not a curated record. Lineage: Eukaryota; Fungi; Ascomycota; Sordariomycetes; Glomerellales; Glomerellaceae. Gene Ontology annotation, cellular component: PcG protein complex; transcription regulator complex.
AUGGCGAGCGCUUUAAUAUCGAACCCGUACGCUGCCCAGCAGAGCGCACACUACGGAUAUGUCCAGCCGCCUCAGCCCCCCCCAUCGCCUCCCAUGGACGAGACAUCAAAGUGCUCGCUUCCCUCCAUCUCGAAUCUCCUCGGCCUCGCCGACCAGGGCUCGCCCACAUCAGAGACUCACCCUCAAAUCCCUCAGCAAGGUACGGAUCGAGCCGACUACCAGCAACAUGGCAACAGCUACACCAGCAGCAGAAGACUGACGCUGGAUUCAGCAUGCUCCCAAAAGUCCGAGACGAGGCCAAACUCGUCCCACUACGGCCGUGGCGGUCUCCCCCCUUCGCCGCCCAUGAGCUCUGACGCCUCGUUCGACGGCUACAACUCGCCCUCGACAAGAUCCGUCAGCCAGCUCUCCGUCGUCUCCCAGCCCCAGAGCAACUACUACUACGAGUCGACGCCUCCUCUCGAGGCCGACGCCCACCGCCACAUGGCUCCCAUGGUCUCCAGAGUCCCCGUCCAGGCCUCGUACGCCCAGCAGCCCUUCCAGCACGCCUACAUGCCCGCUCACAACCCCAUGGCCGCCUCCUACUACCCGUCCAUGCAGCCCACGCCUCCUCCCCAGGCCCAGAUGUCUGGCAUCUACUACCAGCGCCCUCUCCCCCAGCAGUUCCCUCCCAUGGCUCCUGUGCCCGUCGGUCUCGGCCCUGCCGGAUCCAACCCGUGGCAACACCACCACUACAUCUCUCCCUCCUCGGCCGCCUCGUUCCCCCAGAGCCAGGACCGGUACAUCUGCCAGACUUGCAACAAGGCCUUCUCCCGCCCCUCCUCCCUCCGCAUCCACAGCCACUCGCACACGGGCGAGAAGCCCUUCAAGUGCCCGCACGCCGGUUGUGGCAAGGCCUUCAGCGUCCGCAGCAACAUGAAGCGUCACGAGCGCGGCUGCCACAACUUCGAGAGCGGCAGCAACUAA